Messenger RNA from Pseudocercospora fijiensis CIRAD86, 492 nucleotides. RefSeq lists its product as uncharacterized. The annotation marks the transcript as partial. The record is from RefSeq and is a predicted model, not a curated record. Lineage: Eukaryota; Fungi; Ascomycota; Dothideomycetes; Mycosphaerellales; Mycosphaerellaceae. The transcript has a single exon.
CCAUUAAUCCACACCCUCUUCGAAGAACUCACAGAAACCUGGCAAUACCUCGUCGCAGACCCCAUAACCCUCCACGCAAUCAUCAUCGACCCCCAUCUCGACAACCCCCCCUCCAGCACCAAAAUCUCAACAAUCGCCGCCGACCGCAUGAUUUCCGUCGUCACGCAAAAUCACUACCGCGUCGAUCGGAUCUUACACACCCACGAAUCCCCCCACCACGCCUCCUCAGCCUGGUACAUCCGCGCGCGCCUGCUCGAGAAAACCGGCGUGGCUCCGCGCGUCACGAUUGGGAGGAACAUGGCCGCCGUGCAAAGAGUUCUCCGAAGGAAAUUUUGUAUGAAUGACUCUUCAUCCUGGACUCCGGAUUUCGAAUUCCACACCCAAGAUUUCUCCGAUGGACGGGAAUUUUUGAUCGGUUGGCUCAAAGUGACGGUGCUCCAUUUUCGGAGUGGGAGUUUGGCGUUUGUGAUUGGGAGACAUGUUUUUGCGGGG